CGCAUCCCUCCUCCUCUUGUUCAAGCAUUGAUUUCUGAAAGUAAACGCUUUCUCAUCUCUCACUAACCGGGCAUUUCCAAGAGAAAGCCCAUUUAGGUUGCGCCAGGGUCAUGGCAAAGGGUAUACAAACAAGUAUAGGUCAUACUGCAAAUGUUACAAAAGACGACGUAGGUGGACUUGAAGCAUUGAAAGCCAAUAUGAAAGCAAAGCUGCGCCAUAAUAUUUCACCUUUCUCUGCUAAAUGCUGCAUCUUCAGAGUUCCUCUGUUGCUGCGGAGACAUAACCCAGGGGCCUAUGGACCUGACAUCGUCUCAAUCGGACCCCUUCAUAGCCGACGCGAAAAAAAAUUUCAAGCCACGGAAAAUGUGAAACAGUGGUAUUUGCAUAACCUUCUUUCCCGCAUGAAUAUAAGCUUGGAAAUAUUCAUCGAACGCAUUGGCAAGGUUUUAGAUCAAGAAAAAGAAUGCUUUGCUGAGUUUGACACUCGCGCUCGUGAUUUCUAUGCAGAACCACUGGAUCAUAUUAACCAGGAUGACUUCAUAGAAAUGAUGAUACUUGACGGUUGCUUCAUAAUGGAAUUUUUUCGGAAUUUCUAUUAUAAGGAACGCAGGGACAUCAAUGACCCCAUAUUCAACAUGGAUUGCAUGAUCCAGUAUUUGUUCCAUGACCUUUUGCUACUAGAAAAUCAGCUACCUUGGUUUGUCCUCGAGCGCUUGUACAACCUUACCAGGAACUACGAUGAACCUGAUGAUACCGCCCUCAUUGUACUUAUGCUCAAGGCCUUCAGCACACAUCCACCAUUGCACCAUAAUUCCCAUUCCUAUCUAUGUUAUCUUUAUGAUCAUGGCGAUAAAAUUUCGCACACUGAAAAAAAAUAUGGCGAUGACAAAGACGGUGAGGCUGUUGUUGUGGUUGAUGACGACAACGAUGACGACGACCAUGAUGAUGGACUUUUGCACAUACUUGAUCUGAUAAGAACUUCAAUAGUUUUCCCAUUCAAAUGUCAAAUUGAUCGAUCAUUUGAAAACUUAGAGGAACAAUUGAUUCCCACUGCGACUGCUCUAUCUGAGGCAGGCGUUAAAUUCAGAAAAGGCACCGCUGAAAGCAUAAUGAACAUUCAGUUCAAACAUGGAGUUUUCACAAUUCCACAACUAGCAAUUGGAGAGCUGACUGAAUCAAUUUUCCGGAACCUCAUUGCCUUGGAGCAGUGUUAUCAUGGCCGUUCACCUAAAAUUACAUCGUAUGCAGUUUUGAUGGACAACCUCAUUUGCUCCAGCAGGGACAUGAAACUUCUUUGUGAAAAUGAAGUACUAGGUAAGUGGUUGAGCCCAGAAGAUGGUUCUCAGUUCUUCAACAAGCUAUACAAUGACACCUUGCUUCGAAAGUUCUACUAUAGUGAACUCUGCUUUCGAGUGAAUACAUACUACGGCAAAGGAUGGAGCAAGUGGCUAGAAAUAUUGAACCGUGAGUAUUUAUCUAACCCAUGGAAAAUUAUUUCUUUGGUUGCAGCUUGUAUCCUUCUGGUGCUCACCCUAUUGCAGACAUACUAUACAGUUCACCAAUAAUAUAUGCUCCUAGUGUGUAAUUAGUUUAAAUUAUUCCAUCGUGGGAUGAAUGUUCAUUUUACCUUUACUGAUAAAAAGUUCAGUUUCAGAUACCAA
Molecule: messenger RNA, 1661 nt
Organism: Prunus persica (peach)
Lineage: Eukaryota; Viridiplantae; Streptophyta; Magnoliopsida; Rosales; Rosaceae
Product: UPF0481 protein At3g47200
Exons: 2
Coding region: 111-1565 (484 amino acids)
Source: RefSeq, a predicted model, not a curated record